Messenger RNA from Mercurialis annua (annual mercury), 1249 nucleotides. RefSeq lists its product as uncharacterized. The transcript has 5 exons. The coding region runs from base 63 to 1223 and encodes 386 amino acids. Lineage: Eukaryota; Viridiplantae; Streptophyta; Magnoliopsida; Malpighiales; Euphorbiaceae. The record is from RefSeq and is a predicted model, not a curated record.
GUAUGUAGUUUUAUAAUGUGUUGUUUAGUUUUGGAACAAUUAACUUGACAAUUAGUGCAGGUAUGAGGGGUCGAGGCUCAGGCGGAGGCUCAGGCCGAGGAUCAGGCCGAGGAUCAGGCCGAGGACGGGGGGACCCUACCGAGCCCGUUGAGGAGCAGCAUCGUGAGGAGGCUGGAGGACCUGUUCAGCCUUUGCAGGAGCGUGAGGCAGGCGAGCCCCCGGCCAUUUUGGACCACCAGGGUAGGGCGAUGGUUCGUCCGGACCCUAGCAGGACAAUGUUGCUGGACUCUGGGCCUGUUUCUCGGGCUAUCCGGGAUAUUUUCAGGCAGUGCUGGUUCGAGACUGGAUCAGCAUGGCGCUUUCUGACAGCGGACCAGAGGGAGUUCUAUUUUCAGGAAUUUCAGAAGAAGUUCUGGUGGGAUGACUCUGCGUACAGCGAGGAGGUAAUCAGACGGGUCUUCAUGACCCAUGCAGCCACCCGGUACAAAGACAACAUCCACAAGAUGAGGAAAAUGCAAAAGAAGCAUACAUCUGUGAAUCAGGAGAUCUGGGAAGCCUGGAAUGCAUUUUGGGACACAGAGAAGGAGAAAAAGAAGUCAGAGACAGCUCGGGCAAACCGGAUGAGUGAGCCUGCGGGCCCCGGUUCUGGUCCUGUCCGCCAUACCGGAGGAUCUCGCUCUGCUAUCAAGCAUAUGGAUGUGAUGGCUAAGGAGCUCGGCCGGAAGCCGAGUGCGACAGAGCUGUACAGUCGCCUUCAUAAAACGAAGGCUGAGAAGAAACCAGUCGACAAGAGGGCUCAGGAUAUGACUGACGCCAUCGCUGAGAGGCUUGCUGCUGCGACACAGUCGCCGACCGGAGAGGGGAGCACCUCGAGUCCUGUGGAUGAGACGCAGAUAUUUAUGGAUAUCGAGGGCGUCAACAAGAAGCAUCGGGUGUACGGCCUGGGUUCGGCUACCAGCAGAUAUGUAGGGCCGAGUAUCAGACCGCAGAGAGGCAGCUCUUCACGGACAUCACAGCAGACGGAUGAGGAGGUCGAGCGCCGUGUGCAGGCCGGCAUCCAGGAGGGCCUGCGGCAGGUUGAGCAGCGGUUGGCGGCGCAGCAGGCCAGCAUGGCACAGAUGAUACGUGAUGAGAUUGCACGGAUGAUGCCGAAUCUCCCACCAGAGUAUCAGCCACAAUUUCCCCCUCCUCCGCCAGACGGUGGCGAUACUACAGAUUUGUAGUUUCCUGUUUAUUUUAUUUUCUAAAA